AUGGAAGGAAUACAAUCUGUGGGAGGAGUACUUUCAUUACUCGAUGAAAAAGAAACAGAUCUCCAAAUCCAUGCUUUAAAGAAACUUAAUGAGUUAAUGGAUAACUUUUGGCAUGAAAUAGCAGAUGAAAUAUCCAAAAUCGAAACACUUUAUGAGGAUGAAAAAUUUCCAAAACGCCAAUUGGCAGCUCUUGUUGCUUCAAAAGUAUACUAUCACUUGGGGGAGUAUAAUGAAUCGGCAAUAUUUGCUUUAGGGGCAAAAGAAUGGUUUGAUCUUUCAUCAUCAUCAGAAUAUGUUGAAACGAUUAUUUCAAAAUUUAUUGAUACAUAUAUUGAGAAAAAUUUCCAAAAAUAUGAAGAUUCUAAAACCAUGAUAGAUGAAAGAUUGAUUACUAUUGCGGAAAAAAUGUUUCAACGAUAUUUAGACAAUAAACAAUGGAAACAAGUUCUCGGAAUUGCAUUAGAAGCACGAAAACUUGAUAUUAUCGAAGAAGUUAUCAACAAAAACCAAGACGAGCCUUUAAAAAAUUAUCUUCUAGAUGUUAGUAUAAAUCUUGUUCAAAAUUUGGACUUUAGAAACAAAGUUUUAAGUCUUUUACUUGAUCUAUUUUUAAAAGAUAAACAACCAGAUUAUUUUUCAGUUAUUAAAUGUGUUGUUCACCUGAGAAAUAGUGAUAUUGCAGCAAAAAUCCUACAAAAUCUUAUUUUAAAAAAUGACGAGAAAAAUUUACUCAUUGCAUACCAAAUAGCAUUUGAUUUAAAUGAUUCCGCUACGCAAGAGUUUUUACAAAAAGUUUCUCAAAAUUUUCAACUUUUAUUAAAAGAAUCAGAGGAUGAAAAUGACAUGAACAAAGAUCUAAAAGAUACUAUAGCAUCAAGAAUAAAAUCUAUUCUUGAGGGAGAAGAAUCAGUUAAACUUUAUAUGAAAUUUUUAUCUCAAAAUAAUCAUGCUGAUAAUCAAAUACUAGUAAAGACAAAAGAUUCUCUCGAUGCAAGAAAUUCUAUUUUUCACUCUUCUAUAACGUUUUCAGUAGCCUUUAUGAAUGCAGGAACAACAUCGGAUAAAUUUUUUAGACAAAAUCUCGAUUGGCUCUCUAAAGCACUCAAUUGGUCAAAAUUUAGUGCUACAGCAGCGUUAGGUGUAAUUCAUCGAGGCGAUUUAUCACAGGGAUUUUCUCUUUUAUCACCUUAUCUCCCACAGGAAGGCAUGUCCGGGUCUCCAUAUUCUGAAGGUGGAUCAUUAUUUGCUUUAGGUCUUAUUCAUGCUAAUCAUGGAAAAUCUGUACUUCAUUAUCUAAGAACUCAAUUAAAGAAUACUCAAAGUGAAAUUAUUCAGCACGGUGCAGCUUUAGGACUAGGAGUUGCUGGGAUGGCCACAGGAGAUGAAGAAAUAUACGAAGACCUUAAAAAUGUAUUAUUUACUGACAAUGCUGUAGCAGGGGAAGCUGCUGGCUUAGCAAUGGGCCUUGUAAUGCUUGGAACUGCAUCUCCUAGAGCCAUUGAUGAAAUGUUGCAAUACGCUCAUGAGACUCAGCAUAAGAAGAUAAUUCGUGGUCUUGCAUUGGGGAUUGCAAUGCUUAUGUAUGCCAAAGAAGAAACAGCUGAUGUUCUUAUUGAUCAACUUUGCUCAGACCUAGACCCUAUUUUGCGCUAUGGUGGUAUUUAUACUAUUGCAAUGGCUUAUUGUGGGACAGAAAAUAACAAAGCUAUUAAAAGACUACUUCAUACUGCGGUUAGUGAUGUUAAUGACGACGUUAAAAGGGCAUCAGUUAUUUCCCUUGGAUUUAUUCUAUUAAGAAAUUCGUUUACUUUACCAAGAAUGGUUGAAUUAUUAAGUGAAAGCUAUAAUCCUCAUGUAAGAUAUGGCGCAGCUCUUUCACUUGGAAUUGCCUGUGCCGGGAGUUCUAUGCAAGAUGCCCUUGAUAUUUUAGAACCUUUAUCAAAAGAUCCAUCGGAUUUUGUUCGUCAAAGUGCUCACAUAUCUACGGCUAUGAUAUUAAUACAACAUAAUGAUCAAUCGAAUUCUAGAGUUGUUAAUUUCAGAAAAAAGCUGGAAAAAAUUAUUUCUGAUAAACAUGAAGAUGCUAUGGCCAAAUUUGGAGCAGCACUUGCACAAGGAAUAUUAGAUGCAGGUGGAAGAAAUGUUACUAUAGGUCUGCAGUCUACUAUUGGUAGUUUAAAUAUGAUAGCUAUUGCGGGAACCGCCAUUUUUACUCAAUUUUGGUACUGGUUUCCUUUAACACAUUUUCUUUCUCUUUCUUUUACUCCUACCGCUUUAAUUGGGCUAAAUAAAGAUUUAAAAAUUCCAAAAUUCGAAUUUAUAUCAAAUGCAAAACCGAGUUUAUUUGCUUAUCCUCCUGAAACUAAAAAAGAGACAGAUAAAGGCCCAGGAAAAGUUGCUACCGCAGUUUUAUCAACAACAGCUAAGGCUCAGGCUAGAGCUAAAAAAACAGAGAAAGAAAAAAUCUCUAAAGAAAACGAUGACGAUACAAUGGAAAUGGAUACUAAUUUUUAUGAUAUUUUAGAAUCCAUGCCAGAAAAUAUGGAUACAGAAGAAAUAAAAGAGAUUAAAGAUGAUAAUAUUAAUGAAAAAAAUAUAAUAAAAAAAGACGAACCAUUAUUUGAAAUAAUGCAAAAUAUGAGUAGAGUAACACCCUUUCAACUUAAAUACAUUUCAUUUAAAAAUAAUUCACGUUAUAUACCAGUAAAAAAACCAACUGGUGGAAUAUUAAUGAUGAUGAAUAAAUAUCCAGAUGAACCUGAGGUUUUCAUUGAUUCUGCUCUUGAGGAUAUAUCAGGCGAAGAACAAGAAUUAGAAGCAGAUCCACCCGAACCUUUUGAGUAUAGCGGUUUUAAAAAUUAG
Pneumocystis murina B123 is the source of this 2862-nucleotide messenger RNA. RefSeq lists its product as hypothetical. Gene Ontology annotation, molecular function: enzyme regulator activity. The record is from RefSeq and is a predicted model, not a curated record. Gene Ontology annotation, biological process: proteasome-mediated ubiquitin-dependent protein catabolic process; regulation of protein catabolic process. Bases 1 to 2862 code for a protein of 953 amino acids. Lineage: Eukaryota; Fungi; Ascomycota; Pneumocystomycetes; Pneumocystales; Pneumocystaceae. The transcript is spliced from 11 exons. Gene Ontology annotation, cellular component: proteasome complex; nucleus; proteasome storage granule.